Molecule: messenger RNA, 4683 nt
Organism: Cyclopterus lumpus (lumpfish)
Lineage: Eukaryota; Metazoa; Chordata; Actinopteri; Perciformes; Cyclopteridae
Gene: cpne5b
Product: copine Vb
Exons: 20
Coding region: 529-2244 (571 amino acids)
Biological process (GO): cellular response to calcium ion
Cellular component (GO): plasma membrane
Molecular function (GO): calcium-dependent phospholipid binding
Source: RefSeq, a predicted model, not a curated record
AGGAGGAGGAGGAGGAGCAGGAGGAGGAGGAUGGGUGUGUGCUCUUCUCACGUGCUGCGGACUCGCGCGCAGACUGAACCAGACCGUGCAGCCCUCACGUGAAGCUCGGUGGUCUCAGAGACUCUCCUGCUUCAUUUAAAACAAAGACAGAGCUACAAAGAGAGAUAUUACAUUAUAUUAUAUUUACGUCGCAUGGACCCGGUGCGCCUCUGCGGUUCUUUUUUCUUGUGAGCUGGUCCUCUCACGCAGCGCUCCCCUCCUCCUCUCCAGCUUCAACAUUUGUGAAGUGGCUUCCUCUCCCGCUCGGACCGGAGGCUGAUCUGGUCUCUGAUCUGGUCUCUGAUCUGGUCUCUGAUCUGGUCUCUGAUCUGGUCUCUGAUCUGGUCUCUGAUCUGGUCUCUGAUCUGGUCUCUGAUCUGGUCUCUGAUCUGGUCUCUGAUCUGGUCUCUGUGGUCGCCGGAGACUCGACGCGCACCGGCGGGGCCAGACCUUGCGGCUCCCGGAUCAGAGCCACCUGGAGCUCUGGCGAUGGAGGUGAUGGAGGGAGACGUGAUGGACAAGCUCGAGGACAUGUCGUCGGUGUACGACUUCGACCCGAUCACCGGGAACAUCCCGGCCACCAAAGUGGAGGUCACCGUCUCCUGCAGAGAUCUGCUGGAUAAAGACACGUUCUCCAAGUCAGAUCCAUUGUGUGUGCUUUACACUCAAGGUGUGGAAACCAAACAGUGGAGAGAGUUUGGCAGAACAGAGGUGAUAGACAACACCCUGAACCCAGACUUUGUUCGGAAGUACAUCCUGGACUACUUUUUUGAGGAGAAGCAGAAUCUUCGCUUUGACUUCUACGAUGUCGACUCCAAAAGCCCAGACCUGUCCAAGCACGACUUUCUGGGUCAGAUGUUCUGCACCCUCGGGGAGAUCGUUGGGUCACCAGCCAGUCGACUGGAGAAACCACUGGGAGGAAUCCAGGGGAAGAAAUGUGGCACCGUCGUCCUGUCAGCAGAGGAGCUGAGCAACUGUCGAGACAGUGCCACCAUGCAGUUCUGCGCCAACAAGCUGGACAAGAAGGACUUCUUCGGCAAGUCGGACCCCUUCAUGGUCUUCUACAGGAGCAACGAGGACGGCACCUUCACGAUCUGCCAUAAAACAGAAGUGGUGAAGAACACUCUGAACCCAGUUUGGCAGCCGUUCCCCAUCCCAGUACGAGCACUCUGCAACGGGGACUUUGACAGAACCAUCAAGGUGGAGGUGUACGACUGGGAUCGGGAUGGCAGCCACGACUUCAUUGGGGAUUUUACAACCAGCUACCGAGAGCUGGCUCGAGGGCAGAGCCAGUUCAACGUCUACGAGGUGAUUAAUACCAAGAAGAAAAUGAAGAAAAAGAAGUAUGCCAACUCGGGGACAGUGACCCUGCUCUCCUUCUCAGUGGAGUCGGAGUUCACCUUCUUAGAUUACAUCAAAGGAGGGACACAGAUCAAUUUCACUGUGGCCAUCGAUUUCACAGCAUCUAACGGCAACCCGUCCCAGUCCACGUCGCUGCACUACAUGAACCCCUACCAGCUGAACGCCUACGCCAUGGCCCUGAAGGCCGUCGGGGAGAUCAUCCAGGACUACGACAGUGACAAGAUGUUCCCCGCUUUGGGCUUCGGAGCCAAACUGCCCCCCGAAGGGCGCGUUUCACACGAGUUCCCUCUGAAUGGAAACCUGGAGAAUCCGUACUGUAACGGCAUUGAAGGCAUCUUAGAGGCGUACCACCAGAGUCUGAAGACCGUGCAGCUGUACGGGCCCACCAACUUCGCUCCUGUGGUGAACCAUGUGGCCAGGUAUGCAGCUGCCGUGCAGGACGGCUCUCAGUAUUUUGUGCUCCUCAUCAUCACGGACGGCGUCAUUUCCGACAUGGCCCAGACCAAAGAGGCCAUCGUAAACGGGGCCAAGCUCCCCAUGUCCAUCAUCAUCGUGGGAGUGGGCCAGGCUGAGUUUGAUGCCAUGGUGGAGCUGGAUGGCGAUGACAUCAGGAUCUCAUCGCGAGGGAAACUGGCAGAGAGAGACAUUGUUCAGUUUGUUCCCUUCAGAGACUACAUGGACCGGACCGGAAACCACGUGUUGAGCAUGGCCCGGCUCGCUAAAGACGUGCUGGCGGAGAUCCCAGACCAGUUCAUCUCCUACAUGAAGAGCCGGGGGAUCAAGCCCAACCCGGCGCCGCCGCCUUACACUCCGCCCGGACACACACACCACACACAGAUCUGAAGGCCUCUGGCUCCUCCCUGAAGACGGGCAGCAUGCAGAGAAGCUCUCCACCUCCUGCUUUGGGCCAACAGGAAGUGGUGUUGAGUUCAGUGCCGUAUCCUCCCAGUAACUAUUGGGUUUCUUUCUCUGUGAUAUAUGUAUGUGGAUGAGAGGCUCAAACUGAGGUCCGCUUCACGUCUCUGGACAGCGGGCGGAUGCCCAAAGGUCCCGUUGUGGUUUGAAGUGUUGGUGUUGUUUCAGGACGUGUGCUCUCUGGGCGGAGCCUUGCUCCUCAGUGUUGGUGUGGCCCAAUGCGCCGGUUCCACUUUUUGUAUUUGGGAUUAUCUCCGUAUCGAAUGCAUCGGUUAUGAUGGAGGAAACAUUGCAGGUGUGAGGUUUACAACAUGAAUCUGGGUUGUCACACCUUGAGGCGUCCCCUCUUCUUUAUUCGGUAAAUGUUUAUAAGAGCAUGUUGUAUGAGAAGUGAAUCCCCAUAUCCCAGUAUAUUUAUUCUCCAGUGUUAUUUAGAGUGGCAUGGGCAUUUAUAGAUCUGUUUUGAAGUGGUCAGCAAUUUUUUUCAAGUUAUUGCAUAUAAAAAAGACAAAAAAAACUGUAUUAUGAUGAUGCUCCCAGGUUUAAUAAUAUUUCAUCAUUUUGAGUCCCCCAUUUAUUCAUGCCCGUCAAAUAUUGUUGUUCAACAUACAAUAAUGGAAAUAUGACUCAGGCUUGUUAAAGGAUCUCAUCCAGUCCGAAUAAACUAACAUUCACAAGAAGGAUGUUGCACAACAGGAACAUUAACCAAUAAUCAUAACCUCUUUUGAUAAUCCAUAAGUUAGCAUCCACUAAAGCACAAUCCACACCGACAGUGAGGGUCUUAAGGCGAUGAGCGUGACCUGAUCGUGUAGAGAGGCGUUUCGUACCUUUCUCAUGUGCACAUGUCACAUCUUAAUGAUGUAAAAGUGUGUUUGUGUUUAACUGACACACAACACGGGGCAGAGGCAGCAGGAGCACGGCUACGUUCAUUGGUUGAGGGUGCACAUGUGAUUCCAUGUGGACCCCCGGGGCACAGACGUCCCACUAAGUCAGUGGCAUGGAGCCAGUGUUCCUGCUGGAGACUUAGGUUCCUACAGCCCAGCCCUGGGGAGACAAGCGCCCCCAGAGCUUCAGGAUUCAUAAGUUCAUUCCAUGCAGCACUUGAGUCACCUGAGGACCCCACGGGGGGCCGAGGGAUCCUCUCGUGCUGAUCUGAGCUCAGCUUUCUGUAGCGUACCUUCUGUGAAACCCAAACUAACUGGCUUUCAAGUGCAUAGCCAGAGUCCAGAUUCAGUAAGGAAGCUUGUCGUGUGUGAUGCGUCCACAAUGAUGACAACCUUAAAAUCACAGAGACCAGACUGUAGAAACACAGAGGUGGUCCGUGAGCAGGAAGCAAGCGGGUUCAGAUGGACAACAAUAACAGAAUACAAUACAACACUCACAUCUCCCAUCAUGCCUGACAUCUGACAAAUCUCACCAUAUUCACAGUGUUUCUGUCCAGUUUAUUAUUGUUUAUUUAUCAUAGUUUUAGUCAUUAGCCUUUUCAGUUUAGGUGUUGUACUUAAAAGAAGAACAGGACUCCAAGAGGAAAGCUCAAUUUGAAGGCAGCCAUACAAUAUUGCAUAAAAAGGGUAUUUCUAUCAUGUACUUUAUGGCAUUUGUAACCACCUGGCUGGACACUGACACCUACUGCAUGUCUGUCACAGUGAGCCUCCUCACAGCUGCUCCACGGCUGGAUGCUGGUCAUCACAUGAACUUAAACUGCUUCCUGGUACUCGUUCCAUCCGUGGCAUUGCUCCUCCUCUAGUACUAUUCCAGUCUACCUGGUCUCGUUUCCUAUUCUCACCUCCUCGUUGCUGCAGACAGGAAACCAACAACGCUAGCUUGACAGACUCAAAGGGAAUUAAUCUGAGUUCAAAGGUUCUAUUUAAAUGUCUAAUGUAGCAAACUCAAGGCCUUAAUCCCCUGAAAGGCAGUCACUGCAUCUCAUUUAGUCCUGAAGAAGAAGGAGGAGAGGAGGAACAAACUAAUAUUUGCUCGUCAAUCUUUGUUCCUUUCUCAGUAAACAAUGAAAUAAAAGUUGACUUGUUGUGACUUGUGUUAGAUUGAAAUGAGCGGCUGGUUUGCAGAGAUCCCAACAGCACUUUAUCCUCACGAAGAGUGCUCAUUAUAUAUGUUUGAUAUAUUUUUGGGAAUAUUACUGUACUGAAGAUAUUUAUUUAUCUAUUUUUGGAGUUUGUAUGACAAGCCAUCACUCCGGUCCACGAUGUUAUUCCUCCUGAUGUAUUAGUGUGAUGGUUUCCUGCAUGUUUUAUUGGGGUGCAUCAAAGGAGCCCUAACCCUAACCCAACCCUAACCUCAACCCUAAUCCCAACCUCAACCCUAACCCUAACCCUAAUCCUAACCCCAACCCUAAUCCUAACCGUA